Molecule: messenger RNA, 246 nt
Organism: Rotaria sp. Silwood1
Lineage: Eukaryota; Metazoa; Rotifera; Eurotatoria; Philodinida; Philodinidae
Source: the annotation of a GenBank genome assembly
AUGUCGUUCUUCAAACGGAAUUUCACAAAAGAAAAAACAGAACAUAUAAUUCUUCAAAUAUGGCCGGUUCGACAAUUAGAUUCUUUAUUUUCAUGUCUACAAGAUAGUACAACAGCUAUUCCAGGUGCCUUUGCUUAUGAAAAAACUGUUAUUUGUCAAUCACUAUCGAAAUUUUUGAAGAGUGAUGCUAUUGUUUGUGUUAGUUUUGAUAAACGUGGAUAUAAAAUGGCUCAAGUAUUUACGUGA